Messenger RNA from Symbiodinium sp. CCMP2456, 741 nucleotides. The record is from the annotation of a GenBank genome assembly. NCBI's taxonomy places the organism in Eukaryota, Dinophyceae, Suessiales, Symbiodiniaceae.
AUGCCAGCGGUAUGGUCGGUCCCAGAGGCCCUUGUGGCAGCGGAGUUGGCCACGGCUUUCCCAUCGAAUGCUGGUUAUGUAACCUGGGUCACAGCCGCCUUCGGGCCAUUUUGGGGAUUCCUCGAAGGUUUCUUGUCAUGGGUGGCCGGUGUGAGUGACAACUCAAUUUAUCCGGUACUGUUCUGCGAUUACCUGCAACACAUACUUCCGGCGACGGCCGACGGGACUCCACGAAUAUUAUGUGCACUCGCAUUCGCGUUGGCUUUGUCUUGGCUGAACUACGCUGGCUUGAACAUCAUGGGCUGGUCAGCCGUGGGUUUGGCGAUAUUCACCAUUCUGCCGUUUCUGUACAUAGUUCCAGCUGGUUUGCCUGAGGUGGAACUGGCGAACUUCUUGGUUGUGCCAAGACUUCAGGAGAUGGAUUGGCAAAAAUACUUGAAUGUUCUUUUCUGGAAUUUGAAUUAUUGGGACAGUGCAUCAACACUUGCCGGUGAAGUCCGUGAUCCGCGGCGGGUUUUUCCACAGGCCCUUUGCUUGGCUAUGAUGUUCGUGAUCGCCUCGUAUGUCUUCCCACUCUUCGUUGGUGUGGGUCGCUUGCUUGCUCUGGCAGUUGACCCAAAACAUCAGGAUUGUGUAGCCAAGUGCAGUGCUGCAUUGAAGAGUCUGACACAAGAUGAGCAGAAAAAGUGUCACAAAAUAAGCCAUGUCUGCUCUGCGACAGUCUUAGGAGUACUGAUUUAG